AUGAUCAUCGAAUUUCUCGAAUGUUUUCCGGAUUUGGAUUCUCUCCAUUUAAUCUUUGUAAAGCAUGUUUAUGGAUUGAACAAGUGGCAUCUACAAGAAGCCGAAAAUAUCAACAUCUUGACUCGUCUGAAAAAGGUGGAGUUUCGUGACUUUGAUGACGAAAAGCCGAUACUAGUUGUAGCAAGAGCCUUAUUGGAGCAUGGAAAUGGAUUGGAGGAAAUGGUUUUUAGUUGGGGUGAUGAAGCCAAGUUCCAUGAGAUGUCAUUGGAGACUAUGAAUCAAGUCUCAAAUUUUCGCAAGGUUUCUUCAACUGUCCAACUUCGAUUUGUGAUUAACCCAAGCCAAGCCGAUUCGUAGAUUAGAAGUUGACUCGAUUAAUCAACUCUAGUAUUAAACUACUUAACUCGAGUCGGUUACACCUUAAGUCAAACUCACGACUCUCUACUCAGUUAAGGACUGAUGUUACAAGCUCUGUAUUAAAAAUUGUGCAAGUAGUAGCCACUUUAUUCAUGUUAUGGGUAAACCUAAUUCCUUGGUUUCAAGUGGAUGCUUG
Molecule: messenger RNA, 553 nt
Organism: Lactuca saligna
Lineage: Eukaryota; Viridiplantae; Streptophyta; Magnoliopsida; Asterales; Asteraceae
Source: the annotation of a GenBank genome assembly